CAGAAAUACAUUGGCAGCCAGCUGUAGACCACACGAAACUCUUGCAAUGGCCGUGCUCAUGCGAAGCCAACUUUUGGCUGCAAGGUCAUGCAGUGGCAGCUGUCCAGAGGCCAACGCGCUUCCGAAGACACGAUGCGUGUCCGGCCUUCUGCAGUCCCCUUGCACUCUGGCAGAGCACACAGAGCCCAAGCCUCUACCUCCCGCACCGGCGGGCUAUGCGGUAGAAACCACGGAUGUGGAGCAUGCGGAUCAUGUCAAGGAUGAGAUGCACACUCCACGAGAUGCAACACGUGGAAGGCAGAAUGGAGUAGACAGAGGCUGCGUGGAGACUCCCGAAAAGCCAAGGUUCCCAAAGAGCAGACAGAUGGAUGCAAGGGACACCUUCAGUCACGAGAAGAUCUGGAAAAUUCCUGCCUUGAACCUCAACGCUGAUGCAAAUGAGUUCAUCCCUGGGUCCUUUGCAUCCUUGCUGCCUGCAAUUCUACCGUCGGUCCCAACUAAUCCUUGCAUUCCAUCUCCUGUCCCUCCUGGACUGGAGAUGUGCGGAUUGAAUGGAAUGGGACCAGCAUGGGACGACAUGACAACGCAAUUUGGAAUGGAAAGUGGUUGGGAGCAGUCCACUUUGUCAACUCAUUUGUCCUCCUUCCCUACAUCUGAGGCCUCUCCAAAAGACUUGGUUGACGACGGUGAAGAAAGCCAGAGUGAAAAUCGCAUGCUCAAGCUCGCCUCAUGUUUGCUGCGAUUUCUUAUGCAAGCUCCUGUUUUGGAGACAUCAGACUUGAUGAAGAUCAUUGAGACUCAAUUGGGUGAAGCCGAAGAUUCAGGCCCCUGGUGUCAGAGGGAUUUGAAGACGGUAUCGUUCACCUACAAGGAUCUGGCCCUCCUGGACGCAAGGCUUGCUGCACUGCUGCACAAGCUUUCCCCAGAGCUUUUGGCGAGGCUUCCAAGGCAGCUAAAUCUUGACUGGGACCCUACAGGCAUGUCUUGGAGCUUCAAGGAACCACCUGAAUUGCGUCGGCUCAUUGCCAAAAAGAACAAGAACCCAACUUUGGGUCAGUUCAGCAUCACGUUCUUGUCGCACGCAAGUGGAUGUGUGCCCAUGCAUUUAGAUAGGAUGUUGAAGUUCAAGCGUGCCGGUAUAGCAUGCCUGCAGGGCCUAGAUUCAAGCACCCCGGACCUGGCUUCUGGUAUAAUUGGAAAAGGCUAUGGCAAAUGCUGUGGGAAGGGACCUUCCGGAGCCAACACUAUCAUGUGGGACCGAAGCUACUGGGCAUUUUGUGCAAGUCAUGAGUGUGAUGCGGGAUUGGCAGUCGAUCUGAUAUCAGCGGAUCAAGCUAUCCGUAUUGCUUGCUGGCGGCCUAGGCUUGAGCACAGCUUCGAUGGUAGCUCAGAAGCUUUUGGCCACUUCCUCCUCUCAGAAAAUGUGAAUCUGGUGGUUUGUGCAGACUUGUCUCUCGUCGGGGGCACUUCGUCUGCGGGACUUGUGCCGGCACUUCUGGGUUUGCAGUCUGCCAUGUUUGAGAUCCUUGGUCAUGAAGUUUUGACUCCGAAGCCGGUCUUGGGUGAUUCUGAUGACUUCCAUGCCUUGUGGGAUCCAUGUGGCAUCUUUUUCCGCGGUGUAGAACCUACGACAGCUCUAUCUGGCUACACUGAAGGAUACCUUUCCAAAAUGUUCGAAGGCAGCAGCGAUUUGUCCAGCAACUUCCCGGAUGGAAAGCCAGUUCUGUUCGCGGAGUUUGGCGCCGGCUUGUCUCGAGACCCGGAUCUCAAGAAGUGAAUCUGUUGGGACGGAAGGGUCGGAAUUCAAAGAUAGAUUAUAGAACUCAAUAGACUUCUUUUCACUCCAGCACCGUGUAGCAAAUAUUGCUGCAUGGUCCCCUCCAGGACCAGGUGCUCCCAAAUUUGCAAUGUAAUCGCAGGAUUAAUUGCUGAUGAGACACACGUCUUAGACUAUAAUCAUGAAAUUGUCAUGAAAGCACAGAAAACAUGGCAUAGACAGUAGGCGAAACCGCGGUUUCACGUGGAGGAAUCCGCAACCUGCCGCUGAGGGUAGGGCCAGUGUCUUACAAUUUCUGAGCAGAUUACAAG
Cladocopium goreaui is the source of this 2088-nucleotide messenger RNA. Lineage: Eukaryota; Dinophyceae; Suessiales; Symbiodiniaceae. The record is from the annotation of a GenBank genome assembly.